AUGGAUGAAUCAAGUCAAGCUCAUGGAACAGAUACCCCUACACCUACAACUGUUACACAUACCACUGCCACAGAUGCAAUUGUUGGAUCCUCAAUCCAACCAACAAAUGAAGCAGCACAGCCAGAGACAGCAACAGUAGAUGUAGAAGCUACUUCUACAUCUAUGGGUGGUAAGAUAACUUCUGACAUUUGGAAUCAUUUCAAGAGGUUGAAUGUUCAAGAUGCUGGAUGCAAUUACUGCAAGAAGGUGAUAAAGGCUCAUACUGGAAAGAAUGGUACAAGUGGAAUGUGGAAGCACUUCAACAGAUGCAAGCAGAAUCCUAACAAGCCAAAGCCAAAAGGACAACAAACUCUGACAUUAAAUCCUGCACAACUGGGUGAGAAUGAAGGUAAGGUGUGCAGCUCAUGUACUUGCACUUGUGGUAAAAGAUGCUGUGAGGGUCAACAACAAAUCAAUUGCAAGAAUCAGGCUGCAGAAGUGUUAGAAAAAGCUUAUUAG
Messenger RNA from Papaver somniferum (opium poppy), 498 nucleotides. RefSeq lists its product as uncharacterized. The transcript has 3 exons. The coding region runs from base 1 to 498 and encodes 165 amino acids. Gene Ontology annotation, molecular function: DNA binding. Lineage: Eukaryota; Viridiplantae; Streptophyta; Magnoliopsida; Ranunculales; Papaveraceae. The record is from RefSeq and is a predicted model, not a curated record.